Messenger RNA from Lepidothrix coronata (blue-crowned manakin), 975 nucleotides. It is a transcript of the gene CER1, whose product is annotated as cerberus 1, DAN family BMP antagonist. The record is from RefSeq and is a predicted model, not a curated record. Gene Ontology annotation, biological process: signal transduction involved in regulation of gene expression; determination of heart left/right asymmetry. NCBI's taxonomy places the organism in Eukaryota, Metazoa, Chordata, Aves, Passeriformes, Pipridae. The transcript is spliced from 2 exons. Bases 1 to 819 code for a protein of 272 amino acids. Gene Ontology annotation, molecular function: morphogen activity.
AUGUCACUGCUUCUCCUUCAGCUGUUAGUGCUCUCAUGUCUUGGAUCCACAGAGCCACAGGGAAAUUCACAGCAAAGGAAAAGCAGAAAGUCAUUUCAGCACCUUUUGUAUCCAGAUAAAAAUCUUAAAAGUCAGAGUUUUCGUGAGCUGGUAGGUGAGAACCCAGUAGCUGUUGAGGACAAGCUGGAAAUACCAAGCUUUUUUGUAGCAAUUCCACAGACAGCAUCUGAAAGUGAGAAGAAAGAGGAGAAAAAAAUGUCAAGAUUCAUCCUUCCCAAUGCAGAACUUUAUGCAGACCAAGGCCUGAGAACCUGGGCAGCACCCAGAGAGAUCUCUCCUGUGGAAAACUUCUCUCCACCCCAUUAUUCCAGCAAGAGGGAGUCUGAGUCUCCCUACAGAAAAGAUGCCAAGAAAUUUUGGGACCACUUCAUCUUAAAGAAAAAUUCAGCAUCUGAAGAGGUUGUCCUGCCAAUCAAGAGCAAUGAAAUGCAUCAAGAAAACUGCAGAACCCUGCCUUUUGCCCAGGGUGUUACUCAUAACAGCUGUGAGAAGGUGACAGUACAGAAUAAUCUGUGUUUCGGAAAAUGUAGUUCCUUUCAUGUUCCUGGUCCAGAAGAUCAUCUUUAUACCUUUUGUUCUCAUUGCUUGCCCAGUAAGUUCUCCAUGAAGCGCCUGAAUCUCAACUGCACUGGUUCUGUCCCAGUGGUUAAAGAAAUCAUGAUUGUAGAAGAGUGUAAAUGUAAGACUCGGAAGAUUAAAGAUGCUACAACUGGAUCUGAACUGUCAAACUUACAUGCAAAUGUACAUGAGCACAAUUAACCAAUGCAAAGUACCUCUUAACACAAUCAUAAGAAUUCACCAGUGAAAAAACCCAAACAAGUAAAGCUGUCAUCACUCUAGUACAUAAAAAUAUUAAAAAUAUAGAUUUUCUACAUGAACUUCUUCUCUGUUCCAACAAUAACUUUACCUAAAAUG